Messenger RNA from Fusarium coffeatum, 1746 nucleotides. RefSeq lists its product as uncharacterized. The coding region runs from base 1 to 1746 and encodes 581 amino acids. The record is from RefSeq and is a predicted model, not a curated record. NCBI's taxonomy places the organism in Eukaryota, Fungi, Ascomycota, Sordariomycetes, Hypocreales, Nectriaceae. The transcript has 3 exons.
AUGCCAUCUCAUCCUCAUAACUCCAAAGCCUUCAUUCCUCUGAAUGACGGCUCUCAUCAUGAAGCAGCAGAAGAUGCCCAUGCCGCUCCCAAGCGAAUCGUCAUCUGCUGUGACGGCACUUGGCAGUCUUCUGUAUCAGGCCUCAAGAACAUCCCGUCCAACGUGACAAGACUUGCCCGUUCCAUUGCUCGCAGCGGCAAGGAUAAGGACGGAAAGGUCUGGCAGCAGAUAGUUUACUACGAUGCCGGCAUUGGCACCGGAGAUCUAGGCCAAGCAGAAGCCAACCGACAGGGAGGCACAGGCAUUGGGUUUGUAGGUAAUGUCAUUGAAGCUUACAACUUCAUUGUUCUUAACUACAACCUUGGCGAUGAGAUCUUCUGCUUUGGCUUCUCACGUGGAGCGUACACUGCUCGUGCGGUAGCCGGCCUCGUCACUGACAUUGGCAUUGUCUGUCCCCAAGACCUUCAGGAUUUCCCAGACCUGUACGCCCUGUACCAGCAGAAUCCUGACGGUUUGCACUUCCGCAAGUCACAGGCUUAUCUGGAGUGGGUUAACGGAGUGCAUUCUAAGAAGCAGGCCAACGGAGGAUCUGGAAUUCCCUCUGAGUGGGAUAGCCCUCCUCAUCAUGAUGCGCCUGAAUCUUCGAGGUUUGUCAAGGUCGUGGGUGUCUUUGACACAGUUGGUAGUCUGGGUAUUCCAGAUUUGCCCUGGACUCGCUUCAACUUGAAGUUCCUCGAAAAGGCUGUUGGUAUCUCCGAGCCCGGCUUCCACAACAUUCACCUCAGCCCUUAUAUUCAACAUGCAUACCACGCACUGGCUCUUGAUGAACAUCGAGCUCCCUUCUCGCCCAGUCUUUGGCACUUCCCAACCAGCAAAGACCAGUCGCCAGAGCCUGAAAAGGAUCUAGAGCAGCUCUGGUCCAACUGGGAAAAGGUGCACUGCAAUCCCAGUUCCAGCAAGAAAGAGCUGCAAGAAGCCUGGGGUGCCGUCGUUGACGGCGAGAUGCAUGAACAGUUGCGCGACAACAAGUCUGAGCUUCUCCAGGUCUGGUUUCCUGGUGUGCAUAUCAACAUUGGUGGUGGAAAUGACGAUCUUCUUACUGACAAGAAGAGUGAUUUCGAACAAAUUGCGCUUAUCUCGUUCGCCUGGAUGUGCGAGCAGGUCGCUCCAUACCUGCAAUUCGUUCAAGAUGGCAGCUUGGGCGACCUGGGCAAAUCAGCAGUCCAAGACCGCUACAACCUCCUCAAGCCUCUCCUAACCGAUAUCCAGAACGGCGAGGAGAAGGAUUUCGGCGGUGGUCUACUGACAAGUCGCAUCGCAGCCUCCCUGGAUCGCACAGGUAUCAGGAAAGCAGAUGUGCGCAAGAUCCCAGAAGAGACUGUCAGCGGCUGGGCAACUGGUCCCAUCGUCGAUAGCUUCACAGGUGCCAUGGUCGCUGGUGGAUCAGUCGACAGAGCGCCUGGUAACUAUACCAAAGACAACAAGGGUCGAGAGCUGGGCGAGACGUACGAGAUGAUCCAUCCGUGUGUCAAGUACCGCAUGAGCAAGGUGCCCAACUACAAGCCCAAGGCUCUGCGUGGGUUUGAGAGGGCUGCUGAUGGUGGAAAUGGUUAUGUGUGGAAGAAGGGUAAUGUGCAGAUUCCCGAGUUUGUGAUCAAGACUGGAGAUGCGUUCUCAAGACAUGUUGCUCAGCAGGAUCGCUAUGCGACUGACUUCAUCAAGUCGAUUGAUACUGUUGUGGUUUGA